UGCUCCAACGGUGCUGCUGGAGAGACGUGCAUGUCGUGCGGUUGUUACAACACUCGGUUGGCGUCCUUCGGGAGCGGGAAAAGGUGUCCUCGCUGGUUGUUUACUGCCAUGUGAUAGAGCUCCGUUUCAGUUGACCGCCGACCCUCGGAUGGAGCAGCGUGCUCGGAUGCUCUCCUUUUCUGUCCCUGCUGGUAGUUGCCUGUUGUGCUCAGUGGUCAUUUUGAAGAGUGAUUGGAAUGGGACAUUCAGGUGGAUUGUGCGCUCGGAUCCAUCAGGUGUGCAAUUGUAUCCGUUGUUGAGCGGAUUCCCGCGCUGUUCUGAUUGGUGAUUGGCGAUUUAGAUACACAGACUGCUCCGGGGGUGAAGAGAGUGAGGAUGAUUGAUUGUAAUCGACAAUUUGAUUUCGUUUAGUCGUUUAUAAAUAGUUCACAUAUAAUUGCCGAUAAUUGUGUAGAUGUGUACGAGUGUUUGUGUACAACCGACGGAGCGAAACGGAACCAAUCGUUUCGGAUCAUUUGCGUUGAGCAAUCGUUGGUCUUCCAUAAUCUGUGAAGUAGAAGGGCUAACUGCAUAAUCAUGUUAUGAUUGGUCGGAUUUUUCAAGCGCCGCUCGAUGGACGCUAGCAUCCCGUGACCAAACGUGUGUGAAAUACCUGGUCUUCGAUGGCGGUUCGAUACAAAGUUUCCCCAAGUUGACCAACGUCGCUUUCUUUGAACCAAACUUGCACAACAGACUCGAGCUUCGUCACUCUAUUCAACACGGUUGUGUGAGUGUACUCUGGAUCAAGUGACGACGUCCAAAAGUUAAGCGAACGCACUAGGUGAUGUAAAAGUUUUGCUUUCAAGAAGAAAACGAGUGAUCGAACAACAAAUUGAUCAAAUUGUCCGCAACAAAGGCAACAAAGUGUGAGGGACAAAGUUUUGCUCCCUGCAAGAGGACGUCGUUUUUGUGCCACAACUUAACCAACAGGGCUGUCGGAGAGGAUUCCCGGAGGGGCGGCAAAAUCCAUCACGGCAAACACUCCAUCAACGAUAAAACUCCUGGAUUCUAUUUUGAACCCACUAAGAAGAACAACCCAAAAUCAUGGAUCUUAACAGGUGACACAUUAUUGGCCAAGUCCAGCAAUGUUUGUUCAACGCCGCAUCAGCAGUUUACGGCUUAAGAUCUCUGAUCGCUAAAGGCUCAGCAAGUAAAUCAGCGAUCAAUGUAUCCGACCGGGACUCCAACAGCCACUGGGCAACAUCAGCACUGAUACACAGCAGAUCAACGGAUUCCGGGUGGCCGUGGGUAGGACUCGGCAGACCGCAUCACCGACCGCCUCUGACACCGCCGCCCUCGUCACCACCAUGGACACCGACGGCUAUGACGGCGGAGACUACAACGCUACCGAUUACGUCAAUCGUACGACACCUAUCUACUCGAUUAAUCCGGAUUUCAUCACGCAGUGGAAGCUGAAGAAGAAACAGGAAAGGUUUUGCAAACAACUCUACAAAAGAUUAAAUCUAUUAAAUUUCCCAGAAUGUCAAAACUUGCUCGGAAUCCCGGCGUACCACCGGUUGUACGAGAAGGCCAGCAGCAGUGGGAGUGGUGGGGACAGCAGCAGCGGCAGCAGCAGCAUCGGCAAUGGGAUGGACUUGGAUAGUCUUCGCGAGUACAGCAACUGGUUCGCAACGGGUAACUACAGUCUGCUGGAGUGGAACAAUGUCAGUGCGAGCGCCAAUGGCACCGCCGACGGGUUCUACUACAAUGGGACGUUUGUGGUGGGCGAUGGCCGCGACGGUAACGGAAUCGGACCGGUACUGCCACCGUUUGAGCUUUGGCAAACGAUUCUGAUAGCGAUAUGUCUGGCCAUUUGCAUAAUACUCACCAUAGGUGGCAACAUUCUGGUGCUGCUGGCGUUCAUCGUCGACCGAAGCAUUCGACAGCCGAGCAACUACUUCAUCGCGUCACUCGCAGCCACCGAUAUGCUAAUAGGAACCGUUUCGAUGCCCUUUUACACCGUGUACGUCCUUAUGGGAUACUGGGACCUUGGACCGCUGUUGUGUGAUUUGUGGCUCUCGGUGGAUUACACGGUGUGUUUGGUGUCGCAGUACACCGUGCUGCUGAUCACGAUCGAUCGGUUUUGUUCGGUGAAGAUUGCGGCCAAAUACCGCAGCUGGCGAACCAAGAACAAGGUCAUCUGGAUGGUGACGAUCACGUGGAUCAUACCGGCGCUGUUGUUCUUCAUUUCGAUCUUUGGCUGGGAGCACUUUCUCGGCUAUCGAGACCUACUGCCGGGGGAGUGUGCGGUGCAGUUCCUAAAGGAUCCCGUCUUCAACACCGCCCUCAUCAUCGGGUACUACUGGACGACGUUGGUGGUGCUGUUUGUGCUGUACGGUGGAAUCUACAAGACGGCGUACGACAUGCAGAAGAAGAGCGAGGCCAAACAGCGCAAGAUGCAGUCGAUGGUGGCCCUGGGGAACGCCAUGACGGGGCUGGCCGGCCAGGCCGGUGGAAUCGGGAUUUCGAAAACGCAGAGCACCCUGUUGAGUCAGGACAAACCACUGCCAGUGGCGCCAUCGCCGAACGUAAUUCUUCCUACGACACUCUCGCUUACGCCGCAUCAGUUCCCCAAGGAGGAACUUUCGUCCGCGUCACGGAAGAGUUCGGUUCCCAAGCCCAAGGACGAAAAGUGUGAAGAGGCCAAAAAAAGUAAAGAAGAGAAGGAGGGUGACAAGAGUGAACGCUCCAGCAGUCCUGCGUUCGAUUCGGAUGACGAGAGCUCGGCCAACACCAAGCAGCUACAGGAAGAGCAACGAGCAGUGAAGAAGCGAACAUCGUUGGCGGGACUACUGGUUGGUGCGUCGGCUACCGUUUUGUCGAAUCGUUACAACGGGGCCCUCAAGUCAACGUCACCCGCGACAGCGGCAUCUCCAAACGAACCCAGCAGACCGAAAAAGUCCCCUAGUAAUCCAUCGAAAAGCGAAGGACUUCCAAAAAUCAGCGAGGCCAGCAUACUGGAUUCGGAGAACAGCGAUCCCAAACCUCAGGUGUCCCCGCUGAAACCGACCCCGGUGCAGUCUCCCAUUUCCCCGGUUGACAUCGAACCGGUAGUGGUAGCCAGAGCCGAACGGGCGCCGGAAAUCUCGCACACAAUCCUAACACCACCGUACGGCUUUCAGGGAAGUCCACACGCUUCCGAGAGUCCACCGUCCAAAUCCGACAGGCCUCAUAGCAUAAUUAGCCAGGGUGAUUCCACCGUCACGUACGACGCCGUCGUCGGCAUGGACGGUGCCGAUCUACGCUUCAUGGACGAAAGUUCCGUCGUGGUUCCGUCGCCCCAGUACGAGAGUCCACCGUCGGCGUUUGCCGUCGUGCAGCCACGAUCUCCGGCGCACGCGGCCGGCCAAAACAUUGCGAAUCCUUCACUGCUGCAGAAAGCGCUGAUUCGAGCCACCGCCCAGUCCCAGCAGCCACCGCCAACGGUUCUGCUCCGGGCGGUCGACAUUGGACCGCUUUCGCCAACGGGUCAAACGACCACGGCUCAACCGACGCAAACAAUCAAUAAAUUUAGUACAACAGUCACAGUAGCCUCUCAGAAUCCGGACAAACCGGUCACCGUAUUGAAUAAUAACUCCUACACGAAUAAUUCUAACAUAGAUCAACAGGCCUUACAGCAGCAGCAGCAGCAGCAUCCGCAGAACACGCAGGUCGACAGCACGAGCCUUAAUUCGAAAGCGCAAUUAAACAACAACAACAAUAAUUCUUCGUCGGUUUCAAGCACUGCUCCCGAGUCCAAGCCCGUAGCGACCGCUGCAACGACGACGACGACCGUAGCGGAAGCCGCGACAACGACGACCAGCAGUAGCACACCGGUCACGGCCACCUCAACGGCACCACCACCCCAAACGAACGCACUGGCACCACCACCAACGACGACGCACUCGAGUGGUCCCACCAUCACGAUCAACCCCUGCCUGGAGCGGCAAACGUCCAGCAAGCGGGACUUUAUCCGGUCGAUCGGCAAAAGACUGAAGGGCAAGCAGAAGGCCGGUCCGCUCGGGAUCGCCGGUCGGCAAAAGUCCAAGUCGGAAAAUCGCGCCCGCAAAGCGUUCCGCACCAUCUCGUUUAUUCUGGGCGCGUUCGUCGCCUGCUGGACGCCGUACCACGUGCUCGCCCUGGUCGUGGGCUUCUGCUCGAACCCGCCCUGCAUCAACGAGCACCUGUUUAUGUUCUCGUACUUCCUGUGCUACGCCAACAGCCCGAUGAACCCGUUCUGCUACGCCCUCGCCAACCAGCAGUUCAAGAAGACCUUCACCCGGAUUCUGCGCGGUGACCUGCACAUGACUUAAGCCACCCCGAUCCCCCUCGCUGAAAUACAAUAUCAAUUUUAAUGUAAUGAUAUAGACAAUAAUAAUAUUAACGCAAAACAUAAGGAACUAACUAGCUGAACCCAUCAAGUAAGUCACACACACACACAGACAAACAGACGACACCUAGUUAAGAACAUUUAGCGUUUACGAAGGAAAUACCCACCAGUAUUGAGAAUACUGACAAGUAUGUGUAAAUAGUUUUUAGAGAAAAAAGUAUAGACAAAAAAACGCUAUUAAUUUGCUGCGAAAAAUGUGGUUUAUUGCAUUUCAGGGACGCGCAUUCUCGACAAUUUGAAGGGAAAAGUAUCCCGCGCCUCCAUUUUAUAUAAGAUUAUUUUUAAUGACUAGGUCAACAGCAAAAAGGUGUAAAAAGUGGUAUUAUUUUUUAAAAACGCAAAACAACCAUAAAAAUGCAACAGAAAAAAAACAAACAAAACCGUAUGUAUCCUUGGCCAAACUUAACAAAACGCAAGAGCAUCGUUCACUGUUUCGCUGUUUAUGAAAGACAAUUAAGUGUGAUUAGAUAAUUUUCCCAGCUGAAAAAAAAAAAAACAAAACAACGGUACUUAUUUCUCUGCUGACGAAUAAUAAACGCAAAAAAAAUAA
This is a messenger RNA of Culex quinquefasciatus (southern house mosquito), 4958 nucleotides long. RefSeq names its product platelet binding protein GspB (gene mAChR-B). Lineage: Eukaryota; Metazoa; Arthropoda; Insecta; Diptera; Culicidae. Bases 1347 to 4331 code for a protein of 994 amino acids. Gene Ontology annotation, molecular function: G protein-coupled acetylcholine receptor activity; G protein-coupled serotonin receptor activity. The transcript is spliced from 5 exons. Gene Ontology annotation, biological process: chemical synaptic transmission; G protein-coupled receptor signaling pathway, coupled to cyclic nucleotide second messenger; adenylate cyclase-inhibiting G protein-coupled acetylcholine receptor signaling pathway. The record is from RefSeq and is a predicted model, not a curated record. Gene Ontology annotation, cellular component: membrane; synapse; dendrite.